Molecule: messenger RNA, 1902 nt
Organism: Etheostoma spectabile (orangethroat darter)
Lineage: Eukaryota; Metazoa; Chordata; Actinopteri; Perciformes; Percidae
Gene: ccdc61
Product: coiled-coil domain containing 61
Exons: 13
Coding region: 302-1831 (509 amino acids)
Cellular component (GO): ciliary basal body
Source: RefSeq, a predicted model, not a curated record
CAGCGAUGCGUCCGAGAGCCGUGGAGCCUCUGUAAAGUUAAAGCAGAGGAAGAGGCAGCGGAGGCAAAGCAAAGUGAAGAAGAAGAAUUUAACGGUUCCCGGUUGUUGAACCGCUCCCGUCUCCACGGUGGCUUCCAAAUGGUUUUGGACUGUAUUGUACCACCAAUCAAGCGGUCAGCUGUUUCAUGAACUUCACCUAACUGACGCACCGCGAUGUUUUUCCAACGAGUAGCUAACGUUAUGUGUUGACAGCUUCCCUCAGUAACUUACGGAUUAUUACUGCGACCAAAGACCCGGAGUGAUGGAGGAGGGCUCUGAGGUGAUGGAGGAUAUUGUAUUUCGAGGAGUGGAGUUUUCUGUGAAGAUUGAGGUGGACAAGGGUUUGCUGAUAGUCGAAAUCUCUGACUCAAUGACAGCCGAUCAAUGGAGGGGGGACUUUGAUCCAGCAUACAUUGAGGACCUUACCCGCAAAACCGGCAACUUCAAGCAGUUCCCUAUUUUCUGCAGCAUGUUGGAAUCCGCUGUUAGAAAGAUGAGUGAUUCUGUUACACUUGACCUCUUGACCUAUUCUGACCUGGAACUGCUACGUAACCGAAAAGCUGGAGUGGUUAGUCGUCCUCGCGGCCAUCAGCAGUCAUCUCUUCUCACUGCAAAACGAUAUCUCAUCCUCAUAUACACUGUGGAGUUUGACAGGAUACACUACCCUUUACCCCUGCCCUAUGUGGGUAAGCCUGACCCGGCUGCCCUACAGAAGGAAGUCCGAGCUCUGAGGGCUGAGCUCAACACCAUCUCCUCUCAUGGAAUUAACAAAUCUGCAGAACUAGAAAUACAGCGGCUUCGAGCAGAGCUGGCUCUGGUCAAAGAAGAGAAGGAGUCCAUGGGCAAAGUUCUGGAGCGACUGCAGGUCAGUGGAAGUGGUCCCACGUCCGGACGAGAGGACUGGAGGGUCAGAGAUGUGGUGAGAACGCUGGAGGAGCAGCUUGUGAAGGAGAGGGCCAAAAGUCAACGCUCAGCAAGCAAGAGAUGCCAGGAGCAGCGACUCCUAAUGGAGCAGUUUGAGGAGCUGAGAGCAUCAGAGUGUGCUCUCCGUGUUCGUGUCAAGAAUCUCACCAGUGAACUGGCAUUGCUACGGAGAGGUAGAGUGACUCCUGUGUCCAGUCACAUUCGCUCUCGAGUUGAUGGGGAUACCUAUCGCUCGCUCUCCCGCGAGAGGAGGUCGGGGUACGGGACAGUCAGGGCUCGCUCGGGAUCCCGAGAACGGAUGGAGGACAGAGGGCAAAGGUCAGAGGAAAGAGGAAGAAGAGCAGACUCCUCGGGGCCGCGUGCUCGCAUACCCAGGCCGUCACCUUCUCCCACUGGGUCCCAGGUAGAACGCUUUGACCCAACUGCUUACAUCCGGGACAGACAGCGCAGACAGAAAGAGGCAGAUGUCAAAAAACAAAGAAAGGUACGGAGGGACAUGCUGGCAUCACCCGUUGUCUCUGAGAGGGGGCGUUCACGUUCCAGAGAGGCCUAUCCUCAGAUGGUCCGUUCUGGCAGCAGAGGCAGGAGUUUAUCGGUGGAGCGGAGAGGGAGCAGGAACUCCUCUGAAAGCUCAUUAGUGGACAUGGAUGAAAUGACCAAAACUUUGUUCAGAGCAAGAAAACAGACUUACAAUGGACCCAGUGUGUCUAGAGGAGGCCUUUUGACCAGGAAGCCAUUAUGCAGUACUCCAACCCACAGAAUGAAAGAUAAAGAGAGCUCCAUAGAUACAGGUGCUGAGCUGUCAGAGAUUGAUGCCAGGCUCCUGGCACUUCAGGAGUACAUGAGGGACCUGGAUACAGGACACUAACAACCCGCUGCACUCGUGAAUAUGUUACCUGACAACUGCACAGCUUGGAGCUGCUUUUUUUUUUUUUUUUU